UGUAAACAAACACCUUGUAUAAAUUAUAUAAAGAAUACCGCUGUACACAAGUAUUCUAGUCGUCGGCUCUGCAGUGACCGAUGCGAUACUGAAACUUGACAACUUUUUUGUGGAAGUUAACGAAAUUAAUUGAUUUAAAAACAGAUUUGUCUGAAAAUGUGGCCAAGGAAGCGUAGCAAGUACACAAUAUCGUAAUGGAGAAGGUAAUAUGCGUGAUCUUAUAUUUUAGCAGGAAAACAUGGAGUGUGAAGAUAAAACAGAUAUGAGGUCGGUUUCACGUGUAGUCAAAUAUGGAGAUCGACACUACAUAAGUUAAUUGAGGUUUAGUCCUAUUAUUAAAAAUACAUGAUAUGCUGUUUGUGAUGAUCAAAUAUAACACCAAUGUCAUACUGUAAACCAGCAUCAGCAGCCCUUCCCAGAGCAUUUGUUACGGGUCAGAAUCUCACCAUUUGUAAGUUCUCUGAUCGUUUUCAGUAAGAAUAUCGGUUUAAGGGAACUAUUUCUUUUGUCGAGCAGACGAAGUGAACGUGAAUACACGAGAGAAUAUCACUUAAGUGAGAUUCCAGGGUUGCAGUGUUGGAAUCUCGACCAACAAAAAUGGCAUUGUGUUCAUGUAAUGGGGAAGAAGUUUCAUUUUUUGAAUACAACACACCCUAAAGGACACCAGUACCACACCUCCUGAAAAUAGCACCCUUCUUUAGAUUAAGAUAAUUUUGGUUUUAUCAACUGAGUUGAUAAAUUUAAAUUGGCCACUGUAAAGAGUUUCUAAGCUGAUGUUUCCAGUAUUAGCCCUUUGUUUUGCUCUGAUGAAGGGUUAGUGCUUGCAAUAUAAGCUUUGAAACUCUUUACAGUUGCCAUUUUACAUCAUGAUCAUGAUUGAUAAAACCAAAAUUGUCUUGUUAUACUUCCCUACUGAUGCAGCACUACAGUUUCUUUCAAAACUUACCCUCUUCUAUAGAUUUAGUUUGAUAGAAAUAUCUACAUGCAGUUUAUCAGUGAAAUGCCAUUUUGUUAUUUGGAUGUUGGGAGAACAUCUGAAAAGAUAACUUUAGUUUAAAGGGUGGGUAAUACUAUCUGCUAGAUAAAUCUCUAACUUAAAAAUAGACUGGAACCUGGUCUGGUGUUAGAAAAGGCCAGGUCUGAGGAAUAGCAAGGUCAUCAUGCUGUGAUUGAGGGCCAUACAUGAGACUAAAUUUUUCAAACAGGAAGAUCCUCACUAUUUCACCCAGGAGUGUAGAGGGGGAUAUGUAACUGAGAACUGUGAGGGAGAUCUAUUGAAAAUACUCUAGGAUAACCUACAAUUAUUAUCAGUAGUAUUCUAUAGAUAACAGGAGUGUAAUAAGUAAUACUAUUACAGUUGCUUUAAGCAACAGAAACAGGACAAGUUCUUCCAGUCAUGCUAAUUAGUCUCAUAUGCAGACUGAAUCCUUACCUGAGAAUCUUUUUAUCCAAAGGAUUCCGAACACCAAGGUGCUCUUGACCUCAAGACAGAGGGAAAUCAGUAUUUCAAGGAAGAGAAAUAUGAAUUAGCAGCAUCCUGUUACACUCAAGCUCUCAAAUUAUUUACACCAGAAGAAAAGGACAAAGGAAAACUGAAAGAUAGAGGAGUGAUUCUGAAGAACAGGGCAGCUUGUUAUUUGAAACUUGUGAGUAUUAUACAUGCCGUUUUAACGGGUCUGGUUUUUAUCACAUAUGUAGAUUUCUACUAACCAAGGUCAACAUCAGAGUUGGUAAAAUUGCAGACCCAGUUUUUUUUUCUUUGAUUUGUGGCCCACUGAACCUCAAUGAGCUUGGCUAUAAAUCAAAGGGAACAAAACAUGGAUCCAUGACUUAAAAAGUUGACCAAGAACACAUAGCUAGUUUCCACAUUUUUUUUUUCACUUUUCUACUGGGUUUGACUGAAUCAGAAAAUUGAUUUUCAGUCCCUUGCGAGAGCUUAAAAUGAUUGAGGCCAAGUAAAGACAAAACAUGUAUAAUUCAACUCAACACUGUGGUGGAGCAAAACACUCCUCUCCGUGUAUUGAUUAUAUAUUAAUAUUUUCAAUUUCAGGAGAAGUAUGAAGAAGCUGUAACUGAUGCAACUGAGGGUAGGUUAAUUAUUUGAAGUCUAAGGAAAGAUUGUCAUAAAAAAUUGAUAUGCAAUUUAUUGUUAUAACAUAAUUUGAUUUCAUAAUGUUAUGUCAUUUCUUUAGGACAAGACUUCUACACUUUUUCUUUUCUGAUCUUGUUCUUGUAAUUAAUCAAGGUGACAAUUAAAGAACUAUUUUUAAGAUAUGUGCUAACUGAAAUUGUAAAUUUUAACAUUGAAAUGUUUUAAAUUAAUUGACUAGUAAAUUUGUUUGUUUUGUUUUUGUUUUUUUUUCUGGUAGCACUGGUGGCAUUACCAAAUGAUACAAAAGCCCUCUUUAGGAGAUGCCAGGGACAAGAAAAACUUGGAAGACUUGAGGCUGCAUUCCGAGAUGCAAGGACUCUCAUCCAUAUUGAACCAAAGGUACAGUGUAUGAUAUCAGAUUCCUUACAUACAAACCAUACUAAUACCAGAACUGUUUUAGAGUUGGUAAUUUUGAAUUAUCAAGAGAAGUGGAAAAUGUAAAUUAUCACUGUAACGAGUUUCAAAGCUGUUGUUUUGAGUGUUAGUCCUUUGUCAGAGCAAAUGACGAAGGGCUAUUGCUUGAAAUGUUAGCUUUGAAACCCUUAACAGUAGCCAAUUUAUUUAAUCAACUCAAUUGAUAAUACUAAAUUACCUGCUAUACUCUCCCACCAAUGCAGCACCACAGUCUCUUAAGAAACUUACCCCCCUUUAUUCAUUUAUUUUAAAGUUGCUUCCAUUAAAUAAUACUAACUGAAUAAUUCAUGUUCCAGAAUACCACUGUUCAGGAGACUCUUAAGAGACUUGGAACACAGUUACAAGCAAAGGUACCAACAGUAACUGUUUGACUCGUGAUUCAUGGAUUGUUGAUUCACUUAACUCAAAAACUUUCAAAUUGACCAUGUGCCUUCUAGACCUUGAUAUUCUUCAUUUAUAGACUGAUCGAUGCCGCACCACUGAUGGUCUUGUGGGGGAGAUGUUUACUUCCCUUUUCAGUAAGGAAGAAAGUGAAGAGAAAAGAAAGCAAGUAAGGGCUAAUGCCUUAACCUAACUCCCAUGAGUGAUCAAUACAGAAUUUCUCCUUACAAUAUCAAUACCAUAUCAAGCAGACAAGUGAUGAGAGUAAAGGAAAAUAUGGACUAGGUGAUUAUUUGUUGAUCCAAUACCAAAUUCUCCAAACUAACAUCACAACAACUAUGUCAGGGCAGACAGUAAGGAGAAUAACUAAUGAGAUCUGGGGAGUUAAGGAGUUAAAUGUUACUGACAACAUUGAAUGUGUUUCAGGCCUGAGAAGUCAUAGAAAUUCAGUAUGGUUUAUAUUCCAAAAAGUCAUAGACUAAAUAAUUAUUUCCUGAGAACCAAAUAUUUUCUGUGAAUCCAUUGGUGCAAUAAAUGUUAGAUUUUUGACCAACCAGGGUGGUUGCACUAUUUCAGUUAUUUUGAAAUAAUCAUUUACAUGGUUUUGUGUUGCCCAUGUCUCUCUAGCAUGGACAUCCAAAUUUGUUAAAUGAUUGGAGGCUAGUCCUCUUUUUUGAAGCAGUGACUGCAAGAAUUAUUUAUACUUUUCUUAGAUCAGAAUGAUUACUUUCAUGGUUUGGUUUUUUCUAUAAUCCUAGGCCAUUAAGAAUCUUGUGAUUUUAGCUAAUGAUGAACCAGGAGCUCAAAGGAUAUUUAGAGGAGGUCAGUUUUUGGUAUAAUUUUUUCUAUCAAUUACAAUGCACUCCAGAUUACAUUAGUUUUAAUCAGUGGUCAUUCCCAACAGUGUGCUUUUAUUUAAGCUUUUAACAUAUUUGGCCAAUUGAUAAGUUCAAAUUUUGUCUGAAAAAACAUCUUAACUGACUGGUUUUAAUAUGCAUUUCAGUCACUAAAGUCCUUCCAUGUGAAUUGAAAUGGUGCAAAACUUACAGCCACAAUUAAGCUGGCUACCUAACCAACUUUGUAAUCUAUGUCUGUUACUUAAACUAUGAAUCCAUGUUUUUUUUCCACCAUGUCAAAUUCCCUGCCCUUCCACCUGGUUAAUAAGGACAUAAUAUAAUUUUUUUUUAGGUGAAUUACCAAGAGUGGUUUCCUUGCUGAACAGUGGAUCUGAUGAACAGACUGUGGCAAUGCUGAAAGUCCUUAAAGGAUUGUGCACCAACUCUAAAUUGAGGGUAACUUGAAAUUAAGUGAAGCAUUUUUUUAACUACAUGUGAAUCAGAAAAUUACGAACCAUGAGGAUGUCAACUGCAAUAGGCAAGAUACUUUUUAGUCAACAUAUUAAACACUAACAUUUCAUUCCCAAAUAAUGCAUUAAAUUAAUUUGUCAGGGCAUUUAUUGGAUACAUCUAUGAGAGAAAAAUCCAAGGAUGUCUUUCUAUUUGUUCAGGCUGAUCUAUCGCUACAUAUGUAUUUCAUUUGUGUCGUGUUUCAGUUGGCAUGUUCCAUAGUUAGCUAUCCACUCAUUCACAAGUUUUUCAGUGAGUUAUCUCACAGAAAGUAUUAUUAAAUAUUCUGACCCAAUUCACCCUUGCUUGUUUUGUUUUAGACAUUAUCUGUUUUAAAGGAAGUUUCUUUGUCAAGGCUGUUAACUCUGAUUGAAUCAGUAAGUAUUUGUUUAUUAGGUUGAUAUAUUCUAUGGAGGUAUUAUCAUUUUCCUAAAUGUAAAUUCUUGGACAUGCAAUGAUAAAGCAAAUGUCAUAGUCAUAUCUAUGGAGCUUGCAGAUAUAGACUUUGACUUGUUAGAUCUCAUGUCAAGUUGUUUUGAUAACAACUUGACACAAGAUCUAACAACAUAUAUUUUAAUCUUCAGCCAGUGACUGAAGUUUCAACAACAGCAGUUUUAGUCCCACAACAAGCCCUGGAGUCACUUGUUCCAUUGCCACCAGACAAAAAGGAAAUGAAAGAUGGACAACCACCACAAGAAUUAGGUACACAGCAAAUUACUCAAUUGUAAAGUUGGCAUUGUCUUGUACACACUAGAAUGAAUUUAUCUGUCAGUCUAUACAUGUGUACCUUCUUUUUGGAUUUGUAACAUGACAUGCAAUGGGAAGGGAACAAAGUGCUAUGAUUGGUCCAUUCAGAUAAAAUUUACCCUCAUCUGGUAAAGGUUUUUAGUGCACAUUGUUUUUGAUAAGGGCACAAUGUUUCUGACAUGUGUUAUGUAUAUAUUUACAAUCUGGCAGAAAUUGAGGCAUGGUUAUGAUAUAUAGUGUUGUGUCAUUAUUAACUUUUUUUUCAUAUUUAAAUAUUUUAGAAAAUAAGGAAGAAAUUCAAGGUCUUCUAACAUUGCUCAUGGAUACUGUGAUGAGUGAAAAGUAAGUGGGACACAACAGUUUAUAUCUGGCAACUUAAGAUAUGAUUAUGUUGAUAGUAAAUAAUUAUGAAAAUUGUACAAAUAUUUGACUUGCGAGACUACUCAAGAUUAAUCUAGUUACAAAUUCAUGAACAUUUUCAUAAAUACAUGUACAGUUAUCAUGUAACUAUUUGUGUCUGUCAUUGCCAGGGUUUUUUUUAAGCAGGUGUUGAGGAAAUAGACUCUUCAGUUGACUUAGGAGAGUAAAGGUAUAGAAAUGUGCAGAGGUGUGGCCAGCUUUUGACUUGUUGUAGGCCCGUACCUUAAGAAAGUUAAAUUUUUGUGUCAAAAUUUGCAAGAAUUAUAUUAUAGGAGUCAAGUGGGUGGAAAAAAAAUGCUAGGUGUCUCAGGACCAUAGGUUGGCUCUCCUCCCUCCUCCCCCCCACCCCUUGAGAACAUAUAUAUAUAUAUAUAUGCCUGCAAGAAUGCAGAGGAAUACAGAAAAAAAUUAUUUUAAUUUGUUUUAAUUUGUGUUUUGUUUUAACUUUUGAUAUAUGGUAGAGUUGGUGCUGAGAGUCGUGAUGCAGUGAUUGAUGUUUUUAUCAAAGUUGUUCCAAAAAACAAACUGGCUGUUGAACUACUUGUGAAAAUUGGAGGUAAAGUGUUGAAUAAGGUGACACAAGUGAUAAUGAUUUGACAUGUACAUGCUUGUUUAACUCAUUUUUUCAUUGGCUUUGAUCAUGUAUGCAUUACUGUAGAACAUGCUUACUCACACUUUGUCAAAUCAUGUUCCCUUGAAUACUUUGUGCGGUCAUCCACAUUUACCGUCAUCAGAAGCAUUCCAGUCAGUCACCACCUUUUCACAAGUGCUGGGAAAUUUUUGUUCUAAUGAUUUUCCCUUGCCCAUCUCUGGACAAUAUUAUAAUGAACGAUUUUUUAUGACAUAACUCAUAGAACUGUCCUUUCUUUCUGUAGGUAUUCGUAAGCUGAUGGUUAUCGCAGCCAGUACUGCUCCUUUGGAGUCUCAAGGGAAGGAAGCCCUUGCAGUGUCUAACAAUACUCGAAUGCACAUUUCUGUUGCUCUGGCAAAGAUGGUGGAUUCUUUUGGGUAAGUUUUAACCUCUUUUUUACCUCGUGUUCUGUCUAGCAACAUACAGUAAUGUAUCUUUUAGACAUCUGUUAUUCUCGUACAGAUCUGUACGGACCUAGUUGGGGGGUUUUAAAAAUACACCUGUCUGGUAGUAAAAUCUAAAUCGGCUGAAAACUCUUCAGGAAGGAGAAAAGCAAGGCAUACAUUAUACCCAUUCAUAUGAUACAAAUAGGGGUGUUUCUGCUUACCAGAGCUUCUCCUCAGAACUGUAUUUUGAUGAUAACACAACUUUCUUUGCCUCCACUUCCUUCAUGAGAAUCUUUAAUUAUUGAACCAUUCUUUCAGCUAUCAUGAAAAGGAAAAAGAACCUCUUAUGGAAGAUGCAACGGCAGCUAUCAGGUACAGUUACUAAUUGCCCGCGCAAACGACAGUUAAACCAAUCUCAACUUAGUCACUCGCGCUUUCCCGCGCUUCAAGUAGGUUGCCUGCUUUUACUUUGAGUUCUCAUUGGUUAAUGAUGACGUCAACCUUUGUUUUGAUUGGUUUUUGAAAUAAUUCAAAUUGUUUUUUGGUUUUUCAACGCUCAGCUGGAAACUGUUUCAUUGUUCGUCGCAGCCAUCGCUCGGUCUCCUCACGCAGCGCUUUUUAUUUUUCUCCCUAAGAGAUCGAACGCGUUGCGUCAGAGGGAGGUGGUGAGAUUAGAGUGCACGGUGCAUGUGACGAUAAAACUUUCUCUAUUUGUCUUUUAAAUGCACUUCUGUUGUUCACACGAGAUGUUCAGUGCAUUUUAACUGAGUGUGACUUUAUUUUACAGCCAGUAUCUCAAUCAAAGCAGCCCGGAAGCGCACAUCAAAGGAGCAACAGCAUUAAGUUGUCUUUUCCAGGUCUGAUACUCGUGCAGAUACUCUGUUAGCUUCAUAUAAUAAAAAUUAAACUAGGACACUAGUAAGGUUGAGAAGCACUGGUCUACAGCAGUGAGACAAACAGCAUCAACAUAAUUUUAUCUAAUCGUGGCAACGCGCGUCAUUGUAAACAAUAUUUCCUUCAGACUUCGUGCGUUAGUUGGCCGAAAGUCUGGAAUCUUACUGGCUAUCUACGCAUGUUUUCUAUGCGCGGAGCGUAUGUCGGUUUCAUCAGCAGAAAGUGACAAGGAGUAUUGCUACCCAGUGGACGAAAUACUAGUCCACCGUAGGUCUUCUCCCCUUCCAUCACUAAUUCGUCUCGUUUCCAUGAACGUUUACUGAUACCAGUACCAUACUCCUGGUUUUGGAGAGGUACUAGUGACGAGACUUGUAAUCUUAAGCAAGAGUGUGUUACAUUGAUUUAACACCAAGUUUUCCUAAUUUUUUCCGCAAUGAAUUAAAAUUGAUUUCCUCAGAGCAAAGAGGUUAGUAGAGCUGGUCAACGAACCAUAAACUAGUUCUAGAGGAAAUUCAUUCCUUUGUAUGAUCAUCCCAUCUUUUUAGGGAGUACAGGAAGCGGCAGCCACUGUUCUUGGCAAUGAAGAAUUUUUGGGUAAAAUGGUCGCACUUGCGGAAAGGGAAGACCGCGUGUCUCAGGUUUGAACUUUUUCCUUUAAUUCUUUUUUUUUUUAGGUAAACAUUGUGUUAUGAUUUAAAAUAAUUUUAUUUGGUAAUGAUAAUGAGUGUUGCAUGCCUCAAUUUAGAGGAAAGAUAGGGACGAAGAAAAAAAAAAGAUGAAGAAAGCCUUCUUUCGUAACACAUUUUGUUUUGUAUGACAGAACGUCUCUGACGCAAACUUAAUAUUUAAAACUCGAAUUUUAAGACUUUUCUCAGUCUCAUCAUCUCGCUCGAACUUCCUGCCAUCUGAAACAGUGAACCAUUUCAGUCGAGUUCUGCUGCUGUAUUUCCGGCAUCAAGAUUUCAUUUACUUAUGCGUGUAAUUUUUUGUUUAUUUAUUUGUUCGUUUAUUUGACAGAUUGUUGCAUCUGAAACAUUAGCCUUAGGAGCAUCUGAAAAGAAAUUAAGCACAGUACUGAACACAAAGGUAAACGGUUAUGAAGUUCUUUAGUGCAUAGCCUCGUAGGAAAGCUUAGCUUGCCUACGGAGCAGGCGUCAGAUAAAAAUUAGAGCGUGUAUGGGCAGUAGGAAACGCGCAAAAAGAUUGACUAGUUCGGAAGUGAUUAGCAAGCGUUAUUCACCUGCGAGAAGCCAACUUGGAGUUGAUAUUCAACUAAGUGGUUUCAGGUUUAAACAGACUUGUGAUUUUUCUUAACAGGCGUUACCUGUUUUGAAGGACUUGUAUCAUUUAAAGGAUGACAGUAUAAGAGUCAGAGCCUUGGUGGUGAGUUUAUUUAUUUCACUGUGUAGGCUUGAAGGCGACUGUUGUUUGAGUGCGAGGUCUUGUUUCUCUUUAGGGUCUUUGUAAACUUGGUACCACGGGAGGAGGGACUGUGAAUGAUCAGACAUUCGUAGAGGGAGCCACAUUAAAGUUGUACAAAUCAGUGCGUAGGUGAGUGUGGUAAAUAAGUAUCGUAUAUAUCAGUACUCUAUGGCUUGUCACAGGUCAGGAAGGUAGAUAUGGCAAAAUAUGUGCUCGGGCCGAGUGGCCCUCCCAGUUGUAGCUUAUACCGGUUUUCUUAGAAUGAAGAGACUGGGGGUAACCCUUCCCCUCCCCUCCCCUCGCAUUUCAUCAGGCUUCCCUGACAAUUAUCUGGUGUUCAUUUUUACUCCUGGGUAGAGAAAGGCGCAUUUAGAGUCCAGCGCACGCGCACUAACCUCAGUCCACCGCGUCUCCACAGGAAAGAAAAUAGUUAACAAAAAUAUAAUACAAAAGGGAAAAAAGAAAGGAUAAAGACUCUUAAAAGGCAGUAAAAAGUCAGUUCGGAUCUGUGAGUAGGUCGUUCAGCCCGAACGCACCUAGAUGAAUGAUUCGUUAAGCGACAAUGAGUAUGGCGACGUCUUCUGGUUUGUUUCCUUUUUCAGUUUCCUGACAAAAUCUAAGAAAGAUUUAGAGCUGCGUAAAUGGGCAGCUGAGGGAUUGUCCUUCCUUACUAUGGACGCUGAUGUUAAGGUGAGGUAAUGUUGAGUCUUCGUCCAAAAUCGGACACUAAUGUCCGAAUUUGGACCUUUUUAAAAUCGGACAGUAGUGUCUAAAAUCGAAAACCAGUUUUUAAGAUCGACACUUAAGUCUAAAAUAUGACACUAAUGUUUGAAUUCGGAACCAAGUGUCUAAAAUGGGACACUUGUGUCCAAAAUCGGACACUAGUGUCUAAAAUCGGAAAAUAGUGUCCAAAAUCAGACAGUGGUGUCUAAGAUCGACUCUUAUGUCUUAAAUCGGACACUUAUAUCCAAAAUCGGACACAAGUCAUCAAGAUCAUCACUAUCCGUCAAACCUCGAUAUUCUUAAAUUUCGUGUACAAAUAUUCUUUGAACCCCUAAGAAACCGUAUAAUUUUUCCUUUUUUUCAAUUGCAGGAGACCUUCCUUGAAGAUCAGCAGGCCCUCAGGUCACUCAUGGAACUAGCAAAGGUAAAAGAUAAAACUGAAAUACUUUACAUGUCUAAACACUGAAAAUGCGCGUUUUGAUACACGGAAGAGGCCUGUAAGGAAACUUAAGGAAAUGUUCUUCCGGUAUCGAAAAAUUUUGUUGAGGCAGACGCUUUUGUGUACGUGAGAGACAGAGUGGUGACCUAAACAGUAAUGUGUUACGCAUAUAUUUUAUCUCAGGCUAAAGAUGGCUCACUGUUAUACGGAGUUUGUCAAACGCUGGUCAACCUUACAAACACGUUUGACAAACCAGAAAUUCCGGAUGAAAUGAAACAGCUUGGUGAAUUUGCCAAAGUUAAGUUGCCGAAAUUCUCCGAAAAGGUGAGCAUAAAAUCCUGUUGGAGAGUUUCGAAGGCGGCGUGAGGAAAUUAGAAUCCCGAUAACUCGAAUUUCAAGGAAAAUGAAUGACAGAUUCGAGCUCUGAUUGACAUUUAAUAACAGCAAAGUUCUCUUUAAAGGAAACUGGUUAAUACUCGAGCUGACUAGAGGUUCGAUUUAAUCGAGUUUUUGGUAACGAUUUUCUACAUUUUGUACUCUGUGGUCUCCCCUAUGGGGUUAUUUUUUGUGCCGUUAAUAAUCUGAUUCCUUGAAGUCUGUGAACUCGACCACAGCAAGAAGACGUUGCUGUUGCCUCCAAUAGUGCUAUGAACUUAUUAUCUCAACGAGCAUUCGAGAUUACUUUGGCUUUACUCGCUAAAUUGAACGGCGAAUUCCAAAGUGAACGUGUGGGCCUUGAGAACUUAGAUUUGUUUCCUUUGGCCCCAGCUCGUGAAAAAUGAAUGGUAGCUCUAUUGUGCGUGUAACUUCUUCAAAAAAGCUUGACAGUCUGAUUGCUCUGUUGCACUCUUUUAAUUGCAAAAAAAUUACCCCAACCUUUAAAGUUACUUUUUAUCUCAAUUCAUCAAGAGAUCAGUCGAUUGACUUUUUUGUAGGAUGGCGAGGAAUACGUCAAAAAGAGAAUCAAGAAACUUGUCGAGGUGAGAUGAUAAUUUUCCUCAUACGUAUUAUUAUUCGAAAACCAAAUUCAAUAAUUGUUCAUUUCUAGUUUAACGCAGGUGUAGUUAUAUACAAGUUUAUGAAGAAAAUGUUAUUUCAUACAUACUGAGAUUUAUACUGUCAAGUAUCGUCGUUCGUCUUCGAUUGGACAAACGAUGUAUUUUCACAGUCGUCCGCUCCAAUCUUUGAAUUGAAAAAAUGUAAGUUUGUAUCAUAUAAAAAAAUCAUACCAUGGAAAGUGCUUGAACGACUUUUAUUCAUGCGAUGCAUUAAAGAAACUCACUCGUUCGUUUUUUUUAAUGCAUCGCAACUCAUGAAUAAAAAUCAUUUGCAUUUCCGUGGAAUAAUUUCUAUUUCCAUAAUAAUGAGAUUCAUCAGUGAUUGCACUUUCCUUGUCAACAGGAAGGUAUACUAUCAGCGCUUGUUAACCUGACUGAUACAGAGAGUAAUACCAGUAGAGAAAUGAUAUCAAGGUGCGUUUCUUCCCAUUCUAGAUUCAGGUUUUUAUCGUCACUCAUGGAAGUUAAAUGAUUAAAUAAUUACCUGAUGUGAGUUGUGACUAGGAUCUUAACGAUAGUGUAAGUAGAAUCAAUUGCUAUAACUUUUUAUUGUUUUUCCUCAGAGUUUUUAUGGGGAUAACAAAUGAGCAAGAACACAGAGGUGUUACUGUGCAGCAAGGUGGAGUUAAGGUAAGAGAAGGGAGGGGAGGGUGCUUUUAAAUAAGGUGUUCUCUUAUUUCAGCCUUAAACUUAAGCAUGGGUGUUCUAUCUUUUGUUGUUCGAAUCCAGAAAAAUUUUGUCUUUCUCAGUGAAUUGCUGACUCAAAGUUUAAUCUGCUCAUGACAAACAAUUUUCAAAGACACCAAAAACGAAUAAAAAUAUCGUUACCUUGUCGAGAAAUGAGCAUUUUCGUCUUGCAUGAAGCAAGUUUUAUUAUCCUCUCAUUCAGUAUGCUUAUAUAUGCCACAUGAUGCUAACUGUUUCGUCUUUUUUUCUAGGCAUUGAUCUCUCUUGCUGCCCAAAACACUGAGAAAGGAGCAGACUUUGCUGCACAAUCUGUGGCUAAAAUUGCUAUUACUAUGAACCCGGAAGUCGCAUUUCCUGGACAAAGAGUAAGGGAUAUGCUUGAUAAUUCGUGAUCACGUUUGGAAAUAGUUCGUGGUGUGACGUGGUGUUUCGUAUGGGCUAAGAGACCCAUCGUUGAUCGUUGCGUCAGAGUUCUGUCGCAAAUUCAAGUUUUUGACAGAGUGACCUUUGCAGAAGAGUCCCCAACUACGCUUGCGUUGGUAUUUGCAGGGCUAAUUAAAGUUCCUUUCCCAAAUAGAAGAAUUAGCAGUCUUACCUUCCUAACUCCAUGUUCACUUUCGCGAAAAUUCCCUACCUUUGUUUUAACUAAGAAAGCUUUAUGGCAAUAAAUGUAUUUUUAUUAUCUAAUGAUUUGUUUCGUUUCUUGACAGUCUUUCGGCUUGGUUCGUCCUCUGCUGAAGUUACUACAUCCCUCUAAAACGGUGAGACACUUUCUUCCUCGCUUGAAAUAUGGUAUUUUCUUGGAUAUUUUUAAAGAUUUCUGAUUACUAUACUUUUGUUAAUCUUGCAGGCCUUGCAACAAUUUGAAUCACUUAUGGCUCUGACAAACCUGGCACAAAUGAACGACGAAGUCAGGUGAGACAAGAGAGAAAUAAAACCACGAGAGUUAAACGCCUUCUUUUCCGCUCUCUCACAUUAUUUCGUGAGAAUUAGUAAAAGUAGCAAAGAAAGAUCCAUCCUAACCACCGGGUGCGAGAACCUAUGAAUGCACCUUUUCUGGAAGAUAGUGCGCCCCAGAAACCAGCAAGAACUUCCAUCAAGAAAAACAAAUUGUCAAGAUUCAUCUUUCUCGAAACAACUGCAACACCUAGACAGUUCGCAAGACCACUUUAGCUCAGAGGGAAAGAUUCCAGACUUCUGAUUUUAUCCGGCUCUUUAUCGUAACGCUAUAAUAAUGUACCGUAUCUUUUCCUAGUCCUUUAACACUUACAAAAGGAGCUACUGCUGUGGUGUUUUUUUCAUCAGAUUUUCUGUUUGUGAUUGUAGGCGGCAUAUUGUGAAGGAGCAAGGCUUUUCAUUGAUCGAAAGUCUGAUGUUUGAUGAACAUGAUCUGGUUAAAAGAGCCGCAACUGAGUGUAUGUGUAACAUGGUGCUUUGUGAAGAGGUAGGAGGAGAAAUUUAGUUUUCGUUUUAAAUAUCAUAGAUUUUCAAACAAAGAAAUGUAUGCUGUACGCGAUGUUCAUUAAAUCUGGGUGAUGAUCAAUCCUUUAACCCCUAAGAUUCAUUAGCUUCUAAUUUCUCCUCACAAUAUCACCCUUAAAUCACACAUUAAAGUCAUGAGAAUAAAAGAAAUAAUCGCAAUUUAGGAAGCUUUUGAUUGUUAAACGAAUUCUCCUUGGCAGCAUUGGAGGAUGAAUAAAGAGAACAGUGUGGAGAAUAUGAAUACCAAGGGUGUGAAGGUUACGAAAGGCUUCCCCCCCGCCCCCGCUUCCCCCCCACUUCCCCCCCCUAUUCCCCCCCUAUUCCCCCCCCCCCCCCCCCCCUUCCCCCAAAAAAAAAAAAAAAAAAAAAAAAAAAAAAAAAAAAAAAAAAUCUAUGGAGUCCCUUCAGCUAUAAGCCCCCAGUUAUAAGCUCCCCGACCAGAACUUUACUGCGUCAACGGUAUAUUGGUUUUGCUGUUCCCUCCUUUUUUUUUUUUUUGCUUUGCUACAGGUAUUCAAAAUGUACGAAAAAGAAGACGCCCCUACAGAAAGAGUGAAGCUUUUGACUCUGUUGUCAGGCGAAGAAGACUUUGAACUUUCACGGUGAGAUAUUCAUAUCUGCUCAUUGUAUUUCAGUGGUGCGUGUUUCUGAAAAUUACCCUGAUAUUUGCUCGCUGUGAUGUUAGACGGUAAGCGAAGGGCAACUGCUGCAGGAGUGGUUCAAUUGGGAGAGCGUAAGUGGAGCCGCAGACCAGACUAACUUUCAGAAUCUUAAGAUAACAGAGGACAUUGUGCUGCCAUCAAACUAAGUCUGAGUCUCUACCAAAGUUCCCCGUGGAUUUUAACGAACUCGUUAACUUAUUGCAAAAGGGAAGGCAUGAAGUUCCUUGUGUGGCAGAUUUGGCUUUUUCUUGGAUUAUUGUGUCGGUAUGAUUGACCUUUGUUACUUUCCACUUCAAACAGAUUCGUCGAAAAAAAAUUCCACGAUAUGUAACGCAGCUAUGUCCUUUUUCGUUUUCUACUUAACUUUGCUGAAAGUUCUCUGAGAGCAUAGCCUUUUUUUUUGCUAACCUCAUGGCGGUGUAGGGGAAAUACUAAAAAUUAACGUGAAGAAAGCAAAUAAUAAACGCAGACUAAUGACGGAUGGUAAUUUUCGUAGGGUAUCAAGGUGCGAGCAAACAAGGGCUAUAAUUUUAGCCAAUUUUAUAAGCCAUCUUUGUUUCUAAAUUCUAUGUAGGGCGGCUUCUGGUGCAUUAGCAGUCCUCUCCUCGAGCGAGAAAGUAUGCAAACAGAUUAUAAAGGUAUGGCAGCUAGUGUAUCUUGUGUUUACACGUUUUCUCUCUUGUUGUAACCUUAUACCUUAAUUUGGUCUCAAUAAUUUUACGUUACUUUGCAGGUCUCAUCUUACAUGGAUAUCCAGAAGCAGCUGUUGGUUUCCGAGAAGAAAGAGCUCAGGCACAGGUAACGUUGGACUUUUCUCUUCAAGCGCUGACUCUCCGAGAAUGAUAAUUUCUUUUCGGACUUUACACGAAGUUAACGCAAAUGGUGUCACCAUUCUCUUUUAUAGAGGAGCUCAUAUUGCAGCCAACAUGAUAUCUGCGAACAAGGACAUAGCUACUAAGGUAGGAUUUGCUUGAUCGAUUGCCUGAAUUUUUUGGGCUGAUUCAAUCACCAUUCGCAGGGCCGAUUUACGGCGAGCUGAAUGAUAGUCGAAUAAAAGUUUCUCUCGUAUGAAAAAUGGACAGCAAAACCGACUUAAAAAUUAACUGACUCAAGGCACAUUUCACCGCAAUUAAAGUGACUGAUGCACUUGCUUGCGGGCGAACUUGCAGACAGACGAGUGAAGGGAGGAAGGACGAACUGACUGACAAACAGACACACUGACUCAAACUGACUUACUGAUUGACUGACUUACCGGCAGAUUGACUAGCUGACAGACUGAAUGACUGACUGACUGACAGAUUGACUAGUUGACAGACUGACUGACUGACUGACUGACAGACAGAUUGACUGGCUGACGGACUGACUAGCUGAUUGGCUUGCUGACUGACUGACCUGUUGACUGGCUGAAAGACUGACUGACUGACUGACUGACUGACUGACCGACCGACUGACUGACUGACUGACUGACAGACAGAUUGCAUUUUUUUAAAAAUAUCUUUCUUUUCUUGUUGUUUAUCGCAGCUGAUCGAAAGUGAAAUUCUCGAGAUCCUGAUGGUUUUCUCUAAAGACAAUGAUCCUGACAUGUCAAUGGUUAAAGCGUGCGCUGAAAGAGCACUGGAGACUGCUGUGGAACUGAAUCUUAUUAAAGAAAAUGACGAUCAAGAUGCCAGUUGAUGACAGCGAAAAGGUGUUCAGUUAGCGUAGCUAGGAGAGUUUUAUAACCUCAAAGUGAUACAGUCAUUCUAAACUAAUUUCACUUAUGAACUGAUACGAUCGAGAAACAAAAAGCUGUAUUGAAGCUAUCCCACAAGCCUUUGGUCCCUUUCGAAGCGUUCUUUUUCGGUUUACGCUGACUAAGCCCUAGUCGAUUUUGCUCUUGCUAUAAAAGCGAUAUUUGUGCAAUUUGAGGUCCUGAGAUUACCUUUAAAUGCACGACAAAGUCGUUUGUACGGUUUUUUUUAAGAAAAACCAAUUUGUUACAAAAGCAAACGUUUUAGCUGUAAAGGUGAAUUGUUUUUUAUGCUUUGUAAUGAAAUUUUUGGUAAAAGGCAAACAAAUGAACAAAACACAAAAAAAUUAAAAACACUUCAUGUUUUUUGUCAUGUAUGAAUAUAAAAAUCAUUGUAUGGUAUAUUUUGGAAGAGUCGCUUGACAAUUUGACUUUAACAUUUCCGAAAAAGGAAUUUUCAAAGCCGUUCGCCCUUCACCAAAUGCAUCAAAAGCGUUUAGAAUGUCGUCAAUAGUUUCAUAUUUCAAACAUGUAUCACGUAUUCUGUAAAUGGGUUGUUCCCGUUAAGCAGAACCCGACCAUGGAGUGUUAAUCCUACUGAGACUACCACAACGUAUUUUAGUAUGUUUUAUAACAUCUGAAGUUGUUUGUGAAUAAAAUGGGUGUGGUGUAUACACGGAUUACUCAGUUUUGGUCCGCUGACGUUUGUUAGUCUCUAGGUUGUGGACAUCGUGUUUCAAUUAUUGCUAAGUUUUGUGAG
Pocillopora meandrina is the source of this 16333-nucleotide messenger RNA. The record is from the annotation of a GenBank genome assembly. NCBI's taxonomy places the organism in Eukaryota, Metazoa, Cnidaria, Anthozoa, Scleractinia, Pocilloporidae.